This is a messenger RNA of Fusarium musae, 1581 nucleotides long. RefSeq lists its product as uncharacterized. NCBI's taxonomy places the organism in Eukaryota, Fungi, Ascomycota, Sordariomycetes, Hypocreales, Nectriaceae. The transcript has 2 exons. Bases 1 to 1581 code for a protein of 526 amino acids. The record is from RefSeq and is a predicted model, not a curated record.
AUGGACCUGUUCGACUCCCCAAACUUCAGCGAUCGUGUCAAGGCGUUGAUGCAAAACAAUCGUGUUCCUGGCCUCUCUGUUGCUGUUAUUAACGGUGAUAAGGUCAAGUCCGCGGGCUAUGGCUUCGCCUCAGUCAAGUCCCAAGAACCAUGCACUGCAGACACACUGUUCGACAUCGCAUCCUCGUCCAAAUCGCUUACUGCGGCAGCGAUCGCUCUUUUAGUUGAAGAUGCCGACUUUCCAGAAGUUCAAUAUGGCUCAAUCAUGUCUGAACUGCUGCCCGACGACUUUGUCAUGUCGGAUGAAUUGCACACCAAUACCGUCACUGUAGAUGAUCUUUUGGGUCACCAUACUGGCAUGCCUGGCCACGAUGAUUCAUACAUGGGAACACGCGCUGCUGAGCCUGAUGACGCCCGCUCCAUUACGCGAAAUCUGCGAAACCUCGCUGUCGCUGCUCCACCGCGGACACGCUACACCUACUGCAACAUGAUGUACACUAUCUUGACGCAUCUUAUAGAGGUCAAGACCGGUCAAGCUUUCAGAAAGUUCUUACAAGAGCGCAUUUUUGAUCGUAUUGACAUGGCGUCGAGCAGUCUGCAACCCGAAAGCGCCAAAGCUAUAGGUCACGCCCAUCGUCUUGCCAAAGGGCAUAUCUGGGACAAGAAGUCCGCAUCAUAUCGCGAGUUUGAGGCAGUGAAUUGUCCAGAAGGCCAAGGCGCAGGGUCGGUAAUCUCGAGCGCCAACGAUUUCAUCAGGUUUCUCAAAGCAAUUAUCGAUCGCAACGGGCCCAUAAGUGAGGAUGUAUACCAAGGACUGACUCGACCGCGGUCUGAGCGAGGUGCUAACCAUCGCCAACGAAAGACGGGCAUUGAUCAUAUUUUCUACACAGCUGGUAUGGAUCUUUACUGGCAUGGUGGACAUGUAGUGUUUGGGCAUAGCGGUGAUAUCACAGGCUUUGGCAGUCGCUUUGUGUUUCUGCCAGACCUCAAAUUUGGCGCUGUUGUGAUGGGCAAUUCUUCGGGAACCAACUCAGUAGCUGCACAACUAUUUCGCGGGUUCAUCGACACGGCUAUCAAGUCUUACACGGGGCCAUGGCCAUCGACGGCGAUAUCCAACAUAGGUGUGCACAUGAGCCCGCCAGAAGGGCGCGAGAAACCGAAUUCAGAGUCGCGGAGUUACGCGGGUGGAAUGACCAAGACCAACGCUGGCAGGGUGAAGGGGAAAAAAGAAGACACUCCAACUAUUGUUGGAUCGAGUGCUACAUCGCAAAGAGAUUUGACACUUGAAGAAUAUGCUGGCGACUAUUGGAACCCUGGUUAUCGCAACAUGAAGGUUGAGAUCAGAGAUAAAGGGCUUUUCAUCGAUGCAACAGAUCGUUCAAUGGGAUUCACAGCCAGGCUCAAACACAAGCGGGAUCAGUCUGUAUACGAUGCGCAUGUGCGAGACGCAUUUAAUACGGGUGACGAAGUCCUGAUGACCAAGUUCAUAAUUGAAAACGGCAAGGUCGUCAAGAUGGGCAUGGAUCUGGAGCCACUUAUUGGGGACUUGAUAUGGUUCGAGAAAGUUGACAAUGAGCAAUAA